UGCAGCUUCCUCUACUUCACUAAAAUGUCCGUACGCAAAAAGCGUGCUCCGAAACCCAGUGCUUACGUUUUGGCAAUGCCGGUAUCCACAGGUACCAUUUUGUCAGAUACGUUCAAAUCUCAAUGGAUUGUUGGAAAGCCAAUCGCCCAAGGUGGUUUCGGAUGUAUAUAUUCUGGUAUGUCCGACACUAACGUUUUCACUGAUAAGCCAAACGCACUGGAGACCAAACGGAGAAUUAUGUGGUUAAAAUAGAACCGAAGGAAAACGGGCCCCUCUUCACGGAAGUGCAUUUUUACAUGCGGGCCUGUUCACCGGCCUCUCUUUCCACCUGGAUUAACCAGCGCAAGCUCAGUUUUCUGGGUAUCCCACGCUACGUGGCUAGUGGGUUGUACUCACCACCAGGACAACCUGGAUGCCGUUUCCUCAUUAUGGAUCGCUUUACCGGUGACAUGGAGUCUGUUCUGAAGCAGGCACGGUUAACAUCCGAUCAGGUUAUUCUGAUCGCAUGCCAUGUCCUGAACGCUCUGGAGUAUCUUCACUCUAAGGAUUACGCCCAUGCCGACAUCAAGGCUUCGAAUCUUUUGUACAAAAUCUCUGUGGUGGAGGUUACUUUGGUGGAUUUCGGUUUGGUCCAUCUAUUCCGCAUCAACGGAAAACAUACUGCAGCGAAGCCUAACCCCAAGUUCAAACACAAUGGAACUCUGGAAUUUUGCUCUCGCGAUGCACACCGUGGCUUUCCUCCAUCCCCUCGGGGUGAUUUGGAAAUUCUUUUGUUCAAUCUGAUUCACUGGCUUGCUCGUUGCCAGCCAGGAACUGCACAGUCCUUUACUACUGGGCUACCCUGGGGCUACCUUAUAUCAGAUCCUAAAUUACGUGAAAAUGCUUCGGAUUCUGUGAAGAACCAGGUUGCUGCUAUCAAGGAACAGGCUAUGAGGGAUAUUGACUGCUUCUUCACUCAAGCUGGGAUUCCACAUGAUACCGACUUGUCCAGCUUUAUGCUCACUGUCAGCCAGCUUGACUACGAUCAGACUCCAGAUUAUGAACUUUUACGCCAACAUUUGCUGGCCUUCUCUAAACGCAUGAAAUCCUCCGUCACCAAUUCCUCACCGAAGGUGGGAACCCCUGCACGCCCGAUGAAGCGACUUAGUACGGAGCAUCUUUCUCACGUAUGUUUGUUAUCUUCAUCUAUAUGCCAAAUUUAACAGCAUCUCAUCGUCAAUGUAUACAUACGAACGAUCUUUCUCCCAGUUGUCCUUUGUAAACUACCAUAGUAAGUAUACCGUAAACGAUAAUCUCGUCAGUUAAUGCAAAGCAAGCAAGCUUCAUCACACUAGAUUUGUUUUAACCGGAUGUUCUCACUGCCCCGGAUGGUGGAGUGGAUCGCCAAGAGCCCGCCCAGGCAUUGAAAUUAAUAUCCACUGUUUGGCUCCGCUAAACCUCUUUUCGGUUCCCCUGAAUUGUCCUUGGAGUAUCCUGUGAUUUAAAAAGAAAUGUCUGUUGAGGAAUAGUAGGGGUCUUUAUUGGGCUUUUGAGAAGUUCUGUCGCGGUUAAAAUUUGUCGCCAGAGAUCCGCGAACAUUUUCAUGCAUUCCUGGAUGCAUGGUAGCUGUCUGGCUG
Messenger RNA from Dicrocoelium dendriticum, 1616 nucleotides. Lineage: Eukaryota; Metazoa; Platyhelminthes; Trematoda; Plagiorchiida; Dicrocoeliidae. The record is from the annotation of a GenBank genome assembly.